AUGUCCAACUUUCUUUUAUCGUGUAUGAGAUUGGCGGUUCUGUGUGUUAUUAUCAGUUUGUCUUUUCACACCACCACACAACCAGCAUUGGCCACAAAUUCUACAUCUUUCUACCGAUCAGAAACUCUCUAUUCGAAACCUUUAGUCAAAGAUUUAACAUUGCAAAAUGUUAAUGCUAAAGAAGCAUUCUUGCUUUCUCCUUCAGGUAUUUGUGCUGGUCAAUCUGAUGAUUUGUUUAUUUCUGACAGUAGUAGACAUGUAAUUUUUAGAAUGUUUAGUAAUGGAACAAUUAGUUUAUUUGCUGGUAUUGGCUUUGCUGGUUAUUCGAAAGAUGGAUAUUCCGCAUUGGAUAGUUUGUUUAAUUCACCUAAUGGAAUUGCCAUGUCACCAAAUGGAAAUUUGUAUAUUGCUGAUAGCCAAAAUGACAAAAUUCGUAUAGUUUCUAAUGGAAUAGUUUCAUCAAUUGAUGGUACAUUUUCUAAACCAUUGGGAGUAGCUGUUUCUGCUAAUAAUUUAGUUUACAUUGCAGAUACUGGAAAUAAUUUAAUUAAAAAGUAUGAUCCAACAACAAAAACCUUGACAACUAUUGCAGGAGGUGGUUAUUUGGAUGGAAGUUAUGAUGGGGUUGAUGCACAUAACAUUAUUCUGCAAUCUCCAAAGAAUAUUCAUGUUGUUUCGAAUGGAAAAGACGAAACUGUUUACUUUACAGAUGAAGAAAGAUUGAAGAGUGUUGAUAGCAAGGGAAAUUACAAAAUAGUUGAUGGUGGAAUAGGCCAAUCCAACUUAUAUGGAAUCUAUGUUGUUGGCUCUGAAAUUUACACAACUUCCAACACAAAUCAUUUCAUUCAAAAGAAGACUAUUGGUUCAUCCGAUACUCUUCUUUUCAUUGGUCAAGAUUCGAAUGGAAAUUACACUGGUGAUAAUUUGAAUGAUUCCUAUUCACAAGUUUCGUUUUAUGGACCUAAAUCAAUUCUUGUCAAGAACUCAAUUAUUUACAUUGCAGAUAGUAAGAAUAAUUGUAUCAGAAAGGUAGAUACCAUCAAUAAGAUUGUAACUACCAUUGCUGGAGGUUUAAUCAAUCAUGCCUUUGGAGAAUCUAUUCCAGCAUCUCAAUAUUAUUCAGAAAAUCUAGUUUCUAACACUUUCUUCUACAAGAAUGAGUUGUACUUUGUAGAGGGUACAAAUAUUCUAAGAAAGAUAUCCAAUGGACUCAUCAAAACAGUACUUGGAAGCUCACAGAAUGCGCUCACCGAAACUCUUCCAACAAGAAUUUACAUUCAACAAAUGUCUAAAAUUGGGAUCUAUGAAAAUGGAGAUAUAGUGAUACAAAUUUCUGGUAGCAAUAAUUUUGCUCUUUACAAUUUAGAAAGUCAAGUUUUUACAAAAUUUUCUUACGACACAAAUGUUGUCAUAUAUGGAAUUGCCACUUAUGGAAAAUCAUUUGCAGAAGGUUUAUUGGCACUCAGUUUUGACAGUACAAUUGCGAUCUAUAAUGGCAUUUAUUUUUAUUCUGAAUUACUACACACCUCUUUAAUUUCUAUUAAUUUGGAAAAUGAUAUUUUACAAAUUUAUUUCGUGAAUUAUCAGGAAAUUUGGAAAGUUAAGGUGAGUGAAAUGGAAAAUGCCACUCUUGUUACCACUCUCCCUUAUCCACCUUAUGCACUGCAUACAAAUAAUGGUAAAAUCUAUGCUAGUGACACUUCAAGAUUAUACGAAAUUGAAAAUGGAAAUAUUAAUAGAAUUGCUGGACUGCCAGUUUACAAUGUUUCUGGAAAUAUUUUCGAUUAUUAUGGCUAUAAUGGAGAAAAUAAGCCACUCGAUCAAACAGCUCUGCAUAUUACCAAUAUUGUUGUAAACAAUGGAGAUUUGUAUUUAACUGCCACAAAUUACAUUGGAAAAAUUUCAAAUUCUCAGUAUCAAAUAUUCUUAGGCAUGCCACCCACAAAAUCAUUGGGUAAUCUUUUUUCUCAUACUUUGGAUGAAGAAAAUGGAGUAGUAUACUUUUUGGAAAAUACAGUAAUCAAAAAGUUUGAUGAGAAAACAAAGCAAAUCAAUUCUCUUACAGAUUCUCUGAUUCUCGCACAGAUUGUGUCCAGUACCUCAUUCCCUCUUCUCUCAUUCCGAGGAAGAACCCAAUCUUCUCUUCAAUAUUCGAAAUAUGAUAAGAAACUCUAUCUUGCUGACUUUUGUAGAAUUUUACAAUUAGAUCCAUUGACAAUGAAUUACAAUGUGAUUGUUGGAGGAACUGGUUGUGGCCAAAUAACUGAUAAUACUGCUGCUUCAAAUGUCAAAUUGCCUGUAUUAUUUCAUUUUACAAUCGAUUCGAAUGGAGAAAUAUACUUGUAUACGAUGCAGGAUAUAUUCAAGAUGGACAAGAAUACUCGUGUGAUUAGAAAGCUGUUCAGUUCAGAUUAUGCUACAAGUCCUGAUGGGCCUGUCACAAAUACAACUAAAUUCGGCUAUUUCUCAUCAGUUUCUGUUAAGAUUAAUUCGAAUGGCCAAGUUUCGUAUUAUUUCUCAACUGCAACUCAAAUCAAAGUCAUUGAACAACAAUCUAAUGGAUAUUAUUUGAGAACACUUGUUGGAAAUGAUGUUUCUGGAUAUAAUGGAGACAAUAUGCCAGCACUUCAAACUUCAUUUCAAGGAAUAUCUUCCUUUUUUUUAAAAUCAAAUGGUGAUAUUCUAAUUAUGGAAGAUAAAUUAGUCAGAAUUUAUGUUAAAAGUGAGGCAAUUGUCAAGAUUAUUGCUGGAACUCCAAAUCAAUCCUCAUCAUUCUGGCUUCCUGAUAGAGAUCCAAAGGAUAUUUCAUUUAUGGCAUUGAGGGGAUUGGUUGUCAAUGAAAAGACAAGCGACAUUUAUGUUAGUGAUAGAAAUUCCGGCAUUAGAAAGUUUAAGAAUGUUGUAGUUACCAGUAGUCCUUCGAUUUUUAUUGAACCAAGUAGAUCAUCUAGAAUGGUAGUUUCCGGAUCAGGUAAUUUAAUAAUUAUGGAAAUUAUUGCAAUGAUGAUUGCAUUCCUACAUUUAAUAUUGUAAAAUUAGAGAAAUUAUGUACAUCUUUAUAAUUGUAGUGAAUAUAUAAAUAUUAUAGGAUUUC
Messenger RNA from Naegleria gruberi, 3094 nucleotides. RefSeq lists its product as uncharacterized. Gene Ontology annotation, molecular function: protein binding. The transcript is spliced from 4 exons. Bases 1 to 3033 code for a protein of 1010 amino acids. The record is from RefSeq and is a predicted model, not a curated record. Lineage: Eukaryota; Heterolobosea; Eutetramitea; Acrasida; Naegleriidae.